CUGCAGGAAAUCACAUGGAGGUGCUCUUGCGCUCACAUGACAGUCUGAACCAUGGCAGGAGAGAUCAAUGAAGGCUCAGUUCCUGCCUAUUACAGGGAAGUAUAUGAGGCCAUCCGCUGUAAAACAGAUGAGAGAGUGCAGGUUGAAGUUUUUCAGCGGUUACUCCAAAGGACCGAUCUCUCCAAGACGGUUGUAGGCCAGAUUGCUGAGCAUGUUGACUACACAGAUGGAUUCCUGAGCAAGUUGUCCCUCUAUAAAGCCCUCGCUUUGAUUGCUCUUGCUCAGCAAGGAAAGCAACCUAGCCCCAAACUCUUGGAGAACUGCAUACAAGAGUUACCAAAACCUCAGCUCGGAGAGCUGAAGGACCUUAACGCAUUGAGGAUGCAGCCGGCUCAAGAGGACGUUCUGACGAUGUCCCAGACGCUGGACAGACUGCUGGUCAGAGACACAGUCCAGGUGGAGCUCAUACCUGAGAAGAAAGGCUUGUUCCUCAAACAUGUGGAGUACCAGCUCACCAGCCAGCGUUAUAAAAUAUCAGUUUACCGGCGCUAUAGUGAUUUCGAUGUCUUCCAUGAGGUUUUGCUUCAGAGAUUUGCCUACAGAGUGGUGCCGGCGCUGCCACCUAAAAGAAUGUUAAAAGGAGUCUUGACCUCUGUCUCGGAGCGUGAGUUCAUUGAAGGAAGGAGGCGUGCGCUUGGCAGAUUCAUCAACUUGGUGGCACGGCAUCCAUUCUUCUCAGAAGACGAGCUGGUCAAGACCUUCCUCACCUUCAGUGGCUCCGAUGUUCAGACUAAGCUGCGUGACGCUUACAAGAAAAUGGGUGAUGAGUUCAUGACUAACAGAAUCGCAACCCAGGCGAAGGAACAUCUCCCCGCUGACAUUCAGGCUCAGUUCUCGACAAGCAGAGAGCUGAUUAGAAAUAUUCACAACAGCUUCCAGAAGCUGCGGGACAGGGCUGAGAAAAUGGCGGAGCGCUCUAAGGAGAAUGCAGCUGAUCUCCUCAUGUUUGGCAGAGAGCUCAGUACGCUGGGCUCAGAUGCUUCGUCUCUUCCCUCCUUGGCCUCUUCACAAAGCACCUGGGGGACCCUGCGUCAGUCUCUGAAGAGUCUAUCUGUGGAGUUUGCUGUGCUAUCUGACAAAGCGGCUCAGCAGGGCAGACGGGAGGAGGAUGAUGUUGUGGAAAAACUGAAUAUUUUCCUGGAUUUGCUGCAAUCGUACAGAGAUCUCUGUGAGCGCCAUGAGAAAGGCGUUCUCCACGAGCACCAGAGAGCUCUGCACAAGUACGGUAUGAUGAAGAGGCAGAUGAUGAGCGCCACAGUGCAGACCAAAGAGCAGGCAUCUGUUGAGCAGCUGGAAUCACGAAUUGUUCAGCAAGAAAACGCCAUUCAGACCAUGGAGCUGCGCAACUACUUCUCCCUGUUCUGUCUUCAUCAAGAGACACAGCUUAUCUUUAUCUACCUUCCAAUCACAUCCCACAUUCUGGGGGCUUUCGUUAACUCCCAGGUCCAAGGACACAGAGAGAUGGGAGCGGUGUGGAAUGAACUCCAGCCAAAGCUCGGCUGUCUCUUUGGUGGUAAUAAUGGAUUGAAACCCUACAUCUGAAAGCUGAAUACACGAGGUGCAGGAGAGAACACUGCCGCUGAUGAGGAUCACAAACUGGAAAAUAACUUGCUCUGUGAGCUAAAGAAAAGUCUUCUAAUACACAAUAUACAUUCCAUUCAAUAAGCAUAAGUAAUACCUAUUUUUCUUUUAGUAAAAAUGAAUUAUCAACUUCUCAGCUUAUUUUGGGAUUUGAUCAUCAACCUUAUAACUGGAAAAGAGUGGACUCAUACUUCUUCGUCAUUUUAUGCUCUGCUUGAUAAGGGAAUAACGUAGGAAGUAAAUCUAAAUGUUAUAUAUUUUUUUCAAGGGACUAGGAUAUCAGACGUGAGGGAUGACAGUAUAUUCAUUCAUUGCAUCUCAUUUCCUAAAGCACCUCCUUUACACACUACAAUAAUUGAGAAAAAGUUGGGAGGGACAGCGAGUUUUACUUUAUUAAAGAUGGCAUUAUUUUAAAUCUCCAGUCAUGAAGGAUUUACUUACUGAAUAACUUUAGAGCAUUGUAUUUUUGAUACCAAUUGAAGUUCAUAAGGAUGUACUGUAUAGCUGCGUACUUUAUAUUUUGUACGGACAAUUGUGUUUUUUUUUCUCCUACUUUUGCAGUGUUUACUUGUAUGUGGAGCAACAUAUUUGAUCUCUUUGCUUAAAUUGACUCCAAAUUGAGCUAUUUUGAAAGGUCUACACUCAAAGUGGUCAUUACUACAAAGGGCAGAGGUGAGGUUUAUUGAUUUAAAAUGACAACUUUUAGCACAAGUGGCUUAAUGUCAAUAACACUAUAAGCUAUUGAUUUACUACCAAAGAGAAAUAAAAUAAAUUCACACAGCGGUGCAAUAAAUCAUGUAACAGUUACGAUGCAAUUCAAAUGAAAACAUUUAAUAAUCACCACUUUUAUUUCCCUAAUUUCAACUGGAAGAUUUUUUUGCCCAUAUCACUUAAUAGUGGGAAGCUAUUUUUCACAGUUAGAGAAAUCCUAAUUUAAAUUUGUUUAUAAUGUAUCAGGGCAAAAUAGAUUGGGAGAUUAUUCAAUUCCCUUUCCUUUGCGCUAUUAGACUUUCUACUUCAGAUAUUUAGCAUGAAAACAUCCAUGCACAUUUUUCUGUACACACAUAGUUUGUCAUAACAUUAUGUAUU
Messenger RNA from Etheostoma spectabile (orangethroat darter), 2730 nucleotides. RefSeq names its product sorting nexin 8a (gene snx8a). Gene Ontology annotation, molecular function: phosphatidylinositol binding. Bases 52 to 1602 code for a protein of 516 amino acids. The record is from RefSeq and is a predicted model, not a curated record. Gene Ontology annotation, biological process: early endosome to Golgi transport; intracellular protein transport. NCBI's taxonomy places the organism in Eukaryota, Metazoa, Chordata, Actinopteri, Perciformes, Percidae. The transcript has 13 exons. Gene Ontology annotation, cellular component: early endosome membrane.